AUGCCGUCCGGUGAAGAACCAGCUCCUCGCGGUGCGUCUCACUCGGACCGAUUUGCGUGUUGCGUUACUCUGGAGGACAUCGGCGUGUCUCUUGCUAGUUCUUCAACCUCACCCUCAUGCGUUGAGACCUCGUGCUGGGAUGAAAUGCGGGUUGUUUUUACCAGAAAUGGUGUGACACAGCGCACGCGUUGGCUUUCACCUGUCUUAGCGAUGCGCCAUUCUCGUAGCCAGGACGACAAUAAAUCUGGUCUUGAAGCAGAAGCGUCCAGCGUGACGCCUGGAGUCACGAAGGCGCAUUGGUCACCCAUUAACGCAGCUGCCUUUACGGUACACUUUAAGCAGAUGGACAAAGAGAUCGAUCACUCACUCGACCCUGGAUACGAGCGGCCUGUGUACUCGCACAACCUGAAGUACCUUGACUCGUACAAUAUGGAUAACGUCGACCGCAACCGCGUAAAGGUUUGUCGUAAAACAAUUCACCCAUUCUUGUUUAGUGUUGAAUGUCGUAACUUUAGAAAAAAGGCUUCUUCUACUGGCGCCGAGGGGGGAGAUCGACACCCUACCAGUGCGAGUGUGGAGGCAGUGUCUGCAUACUAUGCGAGAGGUGCGUCUAUGGUGUCUACAAUAAUGAAGAAGGCUGCUGUGAAACUCGGUACUGUUUCUGCAGACGGGUUUAAUAAACAUGCGAAGGGGCAAGAGCCCCACCAGAACGCCCACAAGGGAGCGAAUCACAGCAGCAGCAGCAGCAGCAGCAUUAACAACAACAGCGGUAAAGCACCAUCUGCUCUUUACGUUUGCGACGGACACGGCGUGGACCCCAGUGAGGCGUACAACGCCCCUGGAGGAAGACAGCGAAUCUCGUUGCAACUCUAUCCUGCAAGUUGUGAACAACCGGAAACUGAAGCGGGUGUUCCACUCGUGCUUCACCUCACCAUAGUGGCUCACUUCACGGAGCCCGCUCUACCUGCACUGAGGGACUUUCAUUCCAUGUCUGUUUUGCUCGACCAGGUUGUCCUGGAUGUCACGAACGCACAGCAAGGGCCAACACCAACGAAUGCCACGGUUUCGAGAAAAGCCGAGGCCUAUGGGUUUGGUUUCACAUCCAAUAUUUCCUACAGUAAAGAACUUCGCUGUCGUUCACCUCUCGUUGCACCACCACCCAUCCGUGAGGGCGAGGAAGGGGGACUGCGUCUGAUUGAUUUCACCUCGCUGCAUCCGUCACAGAAUGAGCGUGAGCUGACGGCGUCGGAUUUUGAGAAAAACCCGACGUCCGCCUGCAUUGUAUCCUCCAUGUGCAAAAUAGCGAAUCCAAAGCGGAUUGGAAAUCGAGUCGUUUUGGUGUCGCGUUUUAAAACCUCGCAUGAUGGGCUUUGUAAGCCUUCCUACAAGUGCCAGCUGGUGAUGGCGCUGCUUCGCCGCUACAAUACAGGCGAGGUGGAGGAGGAGCGCUGCGAGUAUCCCGUGGAUCUGGCCUCCAUCCUUAAUCAGGAGUUUUACCCUGACAAAGUCAGACACAUGGUCUUCUCACAGGGCGAAUAUAUGAGUUUCAGGCUACGACGGCGCUGUUUUGCUGAACCCGAGCGGUACCGAAGUGAGUUACUUAUGCCAUACGAUUACGACAACCGUGGCGUUGAAAUCAGUGGGCUUGGCGAGGGUAAAGGCGCUGCCUUGCUUGCCCUGGGGGCUGCAUCUAAGGCCGACCUCCGGGAUGCCACCGAACGCGGCACUGAGAAGAGUGAUGGUGGAAGUGCCGUCGUAGCACAGGAACAAGGGGAAGGGAAGGUGCCGACCCCACGUUUGACAGAUAAUGUUCUAACUUCAUACAAUAAUUAUGAGAAUCAUAGUUACCAGCCGCCUUUGAAACCGGAUUCACAGGCGGAUGUCGACACUGAGGCACGUAUGCCACAACCGGAGACACACAAAGAAGCUGUGCGUACUCCUCACGGCAGGGAAACCUCUGACCUCUCCAUGACACAAAAAGAAGAAAGUAAUCCAUUCGAAGCCGCUGCAGAUGCAUCCAAGGUCUCAUUAGUGUUCAAGUCUAUGGGGUCCAAGGAUGUAAACACGGGAAGUGAACCAACCAACCCGUUUGGUAACAUAGCCAGCCAAAGUGCAUUUGAUGAUCGUGUCUCUAAUAAGCAGAAGGUAGCAAAUAGCUUGCCUGUAGUUUCGUUCGCACCGUCCGUAGUCGAAGAAGAUGCUAAUGAUGUAGUUGCCUUGUCAUCGCAGAUGGGCAUGUACACUUUCGGAUCAGAGAAUACCCGAAAACUGGAGUAA
Messenger RNA from Trypanosoma grayi, 2277 nucleotides. RefSeq lists its product as hypothetical. The record is from RefSeq and is a predicted model, not a curated record. Bases 1 to 2277 code for a protein of 758 amino acids. Lineage: Eukaryota; Euglenozoa; Kinetoplastea; Trypanosomatida; Trypanosomatidae. The transcript has a single exon.